AUGAAACUGAACGAGACCAUGCUGAAGGAUGGCCAGACCGCUAUGGCCUACUACAGGAGCAUGUGGACUCCGAAGGACCUUGAGGCGGCAAAGGGCCUUUCCCAGAAGGAUGUGUUCAGCCGCUUUCCCCAAUCUGCUAUGGAGACAUUGUUCGGAAUGAUGGCCAUGCAGAAGCAGGUGGAGAUGGGGAACGCCAGGGCCCGUAAGUUUUCUGACAGCCUGGAGGUGGCUAAUAAAGAAAACGACCUCCUCGCCAUGAAGAAUACCGAGGUACUGGCUCGGCUUGACAAAACCGAGCAAGAGAGAGAUGUCCUGAAGAAGGAGAAUGAUUCCCUUCAGGAUGAGAAGGACGCCCUCCAGCUUGAGAAGAGCGUCUGGCAGACCGAGCGGGAAUCAAUUAGAGAAGAGAAGGCAGAACUCCAGCGCCUUCUAGCUGAUGAACAGUCUGCUCGGAUGGCUUUUGAAAAAAGAGCUCUGGACGAGCGUACCGCUCUGAUCGACGCGAUCAGCAGAGUGGGUGGUGGGAUACUGGCCCUUCACGCUCGCUUCUCAAGGAUUGAGUUUCAAAGACAAAAGAAACGCAAGAAGAGUAAGGAAGAUGCUUAG
This is a messenger RNA of Cornus florida, 606 nucleotides long. RefSeq lists its product as uncharacterized. The record is from RefSeq and is a predicted model, not a curated record. The transcript has 3 exons. NCBI's taxonomy places the organism in Eukaryota, Viridiplantae, Streptophyta, Magnoliopsida, Cornales, Cornaceae. Bases 1 to 606 code for a protein of 201 amino acids.